Messenger RNA from Salmo salar (Atlantic salmon), 1612 nucleotides. RefSeq lists its product as uncharacterized. The record is from RefSeq and is a predicted model, not a curated record. NCBI's taxonomy places the organism in Eukaryota, Metazoa, Chordata, Actinopteri, Salmoniformes, Salmonidae.
UCGGUAGCUCGCUAGCCAACAAAGUCGGAACAUUCAAUCUCUUUAGACAAUUUCGUGGUUUAAUUGCCACUAUGAUUUAAACAUACUUAUGUGGAAACAACUGGCUACCCCAUUUGAUGUAAUAUUUACGUUGUAAGUCAACUAGCUGUCUGGUCAAGUUCGCACUAGUCUAAUCGCUAAUGCUAUCUAGCUAUUAUUCCCGACCAUGAGUUCACUAAGCUACUCUCCUCCUGCUAAAGAAGAGGUCUGCUGGACGGAGAAAGAGGCUCUCGUUAAAGAGGAGGGAGAGGAGGAGGCUGUUACAAUACAAAAACAAGUAGAGGGUGAGGCUGUUACAGUGAAAGAUGAAGAGAAAGACGUUACAGAGAAAGACGCCUUCAGAGUGAAAGAGGAGGAGGAUGCAGUUUUUGGAGUGGAGGAUGAAGUGAAAGAAGAUGAAGACGUUUUUGGAAUGAAGGAUGAAGAGGGGGAGAUUACUGUCACAUUAGAGGAGGACGAAGAAGAGAAGACUGGGGAGCUGAUUAACACCAGUAAAUACAGAGAGAAACUUCACUAUCCUGGAUCCUCUAGGGAGCCUCAACAACCUCAUGAUGCUGACAGGGCAGAGAAGAGUCUCUCCACAUCAGAACACCUCAAGAAACACCAGCGGAGAACCACAGGGAAGAGAUCUCACCGCUGCUCUGACUGUGGGAAAAGAUGCACCUCAUCAGGCAUUAAACUACACCGGAGAAUUCACACAAGUGAUAAUUCUUACUGCUGCUCUGAUUGUGGGAAAAUGUUUAAAUUUUCAUCAGAACUUAAAAUACACCUGAGAAAGCACACAAGAGAGAAACCUUACUUCUGCUCUGACUGUGGGAAGAGUUUUCCUCUGUCAACCAGCCUGAUAUCACACCAGAGAACACACACAGGAGAGAAACCUUAUAGCUGUGAUCAAUGUGGGAAGAGUUUUUAUAAAUCUAGUUAUGUUAUUAUACACCAAAGAACACACACAGGAGAGAAACCUUAUAGCUGUGAUCAAUGUGGGAAGAGUUUUGCUAGGGUAAUCGCCCUGAUAGGUCACCAGAGAAUACACACAAGAAAGAAAUCAUAUAGCUGUGAUGCAUGUGGGAAGAUUUUUACUAAGUCUAGCUGUCUUGUUGUACACCAGAGAACACACACAGGAGAGAAAUCUUAUAGCUGUAAUCAAUGUGGGAAGAGUUUUGUUUCAUCUGGGGGCCUGACAGCACACCAGAGAACACACACAGGAGAGAAACCUUAUAGCUGUGCUCAAUGUGGAAUGAGUUUUACUAAGCCUAGCAUGUGGACUAGACACAAAAGAACACACACAGGAGAGAAAUCUUAUAGCUGUAACCAAUGUGGGAAUAGUUUUACUCGGCUAAGCAGCCUGACUAGACACAAAAGAACACACACAGGAGAGAAAUCUUAUAGCUGUAACCAAUGUGGGAAUAGUUUUACUUGGCUAAGCAGCCUGACUAGACACCAAAGAACACACACAGGGGAGAAACGUUUUAGCUGUGAUCAAUGUGGGAAGAGAUACUCUGAUAAAAGAUAUCUGAUCAAACAUCAGAAAAUACAUGACGGAGUUGUUUCAUGAUAUCAAUUAAUCAAUGUC